Neocloeon triangulifer is the source of this 1684-nucleotide messenger RNA. RefSeq names its product histone acetyltransferase type B catalytic subunit (gene Hat1). Lineage: Eukaryota; Metazoa; Arthropoda; Insecta; Ephemeroptera; Baetidae. The coding region runs from base 204 to 1544 and encodes 446 amino acids. The record is from RefSeq and is a predicted model, not a curated record. The transcript has 10 exons. Gene Ontology annotation, molecular function: histone H4 acetyltransferase activity; histone binding. Gene Ontology annotation, cellular component: nucleus. Gene Ontology annotation, biological process: subtelomeric heterochromatin formation.
GCUGGCCGAUUAAUGAAACAUUUCAGUUUAAUUCCAGAAUUUAAAUCGAUUUUCAGAGCCACGUAGUGGUGACAAAGGAAACUAAAAAAUGCCGAUUCCCGCGAAUCACAACAGCCGGGCGCGUUUUGUUGACACCCGAAGUGACAUUCUGAUACUUUUUACACUUUCCCUAAAUCUUCUCCGACACUCGCUUGAAAUCAGCCAUGGAACCACCGUCCGAAGUUUACGACGAAGAGGGAAGUGAAGUCGGCGGAGAGGAGCCCUUUUACUUGUUCGAACUUGUCAAACCUGAGUCGAAAGAGGCUACUGUUUGGAGCUCUCUGAACAUGAAUCCGUAUGGUCUGGCAUCAUGGGCUACUGACAGUGUUGAGGCCAUGAACAUCAAAUUAGUAAGGACUGUACAAGACAUGCAGGAUUCUGAUUUAAGUUUCAAGCCGGAAAUGACGUAUCAAGUGUUUGGUCAAAAAGAAAUUAUUGCUGGAUACAAAGAUUUGAAAGUUGAUCUGCUUUAUGGAGCUGGAAGUCUGAAGACUCUUCUCAAUAUCACUUACUCAAAAAAAGUUGAUCCAGACUUGUUUGAGGCUGAAAAUGUGGAAGAGAAGUUAAAGGAUUACUUGCCAAAGGGCUACCUCACGUCAGUUGACAACUUCAGCAUUGGUCUCAAAGAAGAGGAGGACAAGUUCCAACCUCCCGGUGAUAAAAUCCACGAGUUCAAAGUGGAAACUGAGGAUGGAGAUCAAACCUACGAAAUCUACCACGCCACUUCUCAAGAUACCAAAAUGCAGGCCUACUGUGAGCGAAUGCAGACCUUCAUCAUGUGGUACAUUGAAGCAGCCAGUUUUGUAGAUCUGGAAGACACAAAGUGGAACUUCUUCCUGCUAUUUGAGAAGUACAAGCACGACGGCAAGCCUCGUUUUGCUUUCGCUGGAUUCGUUUCGACCUACGAGUUCUACUGCUACCCUGACAACAUUAGACCCAGGGUCAGCCAGAUGCUCAUCCUACCACCCUUUCAAAAAGCUGGACUUGGAGUUGAACUGCUUACAACCACAUUCAACUUUUACAGAGGCAAACCCGAAGUGACUGACGUUUCAGUCGAGAGCCCCUCUCCUGAAUUCCAAAGGCUGCGUGAUUUUGUUGACUGUCUAACCUGCAUGAAGCUGCCUGAGUUUUCUGCCAAAAAUGUCAAAAAGCGUUUCUCGAAGGAAAUGGAGAAAAUUGCCAAACAAAAGCUGAAGAUGGGAAAAAAACAAGCCCAACGAGUUUGCUUCAUUUUGAAGCUCAAGGGCUGCAAUCAGGAGGAUGAGGAUGAAAUGGAGGGUUACAUGGACUUUUUGAAGCAGGAGGCUGAUAAACAAAAUCGACGGGUGCAUGAGAGAGCUGAGAAAAAGGGACUGCUGCGGGUGAUGGAACGAGCCAAACUUGUCGAAGCCAUUCCAAGUUUGAGCCCGGAGUAUAGAAUUUCAUCUGUUGCCCAAGCAGCCAAAGGCAUGUUCGAGCAGUUCAUCAAAGUCGUCAACAGACUUGAUAGAGAUGCUGAAGAUUAAGGCCAAUUUAAGAUUAAGAUUGUAAUUUGCAUUUCCCAAUUGCUAUCAAAUUAUUUUACAUAUGUGCCAAGUUGUAAAGAAAGCCCCCAGUUUAAUAAUAAUUAUCAUUUCUAUCAGUCUUUUUCAAAUAAAAGUCUUUG